AUGGACCACGAAUUGGAACGCCAAUCCAACUCAUCUAGAAGACCAAGUUUAACGCCUUCCCUCAGCCGGACGCGAAGCAAAUCCGUCUCCCAAGGCGUUCAAUCUUCUCCCGCAAUUCCUCAGACCGCAACGAUCCCCGAAUUGAAUUCGGAUCAUCCCACGCCUCUCGAGCAGUCCGAGUUGGCCAAACAAGGCUUGGAGGAUGCCGAGACGCCUCCAGCCAAAUUCGAGACAUCCGACGAUGAGUACUACGCGGAAGAGAACCAGACCAUCGCCGAUCUAGCUCUCACCUUGAGCCGGAGGCCGACCUUCAACAAUGUCCCUAGCAACCCUUUUGAAGCCGAGAAGGAUUCUGCCCUGGACCCGCACUCGCCGAACUUCCGCGCGAGAGAAUGGGUCAAGAGUAUGAUCAAGCUCAACCGCGAUGACGGCCGAACUCCUCUGCGUACCGGCGGCUUUGCCUUCCGCAACUUUGGAGCUCACGGCUUCGGAAAUGCCACCGACUAUCAAAAAGAUGUUGGUAACAUCUGGCUGGAGACCGUUGGCCUCACGAAGAAGGUCCUCGGUCUCAGCAAGCCACGCCGGAUUGAUAUCCUGCGUGACUUCGAAGGUGUCGUUGAGAGUGGAGAGAUGCUGGUCGUUCUAGGCCCUCCUGGAUCUGGCUGCUCGACUUUCCUCAAGGCACUCACCGGAGAGACACACGGCUUCAAUGUCAACGACGAGUCUUACGUCAACUACCAAGGCAUUCCCACCAAGAAAAUGCACAAAUACUUCCGAGGUGAAGCUAUCUACACAGCCGAAGUUGAUGUGCACUUCCCUAUGAUGACUGUUGGCGAUACCCUGGACUUCGCUGCUCGCGCAAGAGCUCCUCGGAUGAUUCCCAAUGGUUACAGCAAGCAGGAGUGGUCCACUCACCUUCGCGAUGUCAUCAUGGCGACUUUUGGCAUCAGCCAUACCAUCAAUACUCGCGUGGGUAAUGACUACGUCCGAGGUGUCUCUGGUGGUGAGCGCAAGCGUGUGACCAUCGCCGAAGCUGCGCUGAGCGGUGCAGUCAUCCAAGCUUGGGACAAUUCCACUCGUGGUCUAGAUUCUGCCAACGCCAUUGAGUUCUGUAAAUCCGUUCGCCUCAGCACCGAACUUCAGGGCUGUGCCGCCAUGGUCGCCAUCUACCAAGCCCCACAGGCGGCUUUCGACCAAUUUGACAAGGCGAUUGUCUUGUAUGAAGGUCGUCAAAUCUACUUCGGUACCACUACGCACGCACGCAGGUAUUUCGAGAACCUUGGCUUCGUCUGCCCUGAUCGACAGACCACUGCCGAUUUCUUGACUUCCAUGACAUCUUCUCAAGAGCGUGUGGUCAAGGAGGGUUUCGAAAAUCGUGUUCCUCGUACUCCUGAUGAAUUUGCUCAGGCUUGGAAAGAAAGCAAAGAGCGCGAGCACCUCCUCAAGCAGAUCGAUGCUUAUGACAAGCGUUUCCCAUUCGAGGGUCAGGCAUACCAAGACUUCGUCGAGAGCCGAAAAGCUCAAAAGUCGAAACAACAACGUCUCAAGUCUCCUUACACCCUCUCCUACCCACAACAGGUCCAACUUUGUCUCUGGCGUGGCUUCAAGCGUCUGCGCGCCGACCCUUCCUUGACCUUCAGCCAGCUCUUCGGUAAUUUCGCCAUGGCACUCGUCAUAGGAUCAGUGUUCUACAAUCUGGAAGUAUCUACAAGUUCCUUCUACCAACGCGCCGCUGUCCUAUUCUUCGCCAUCUUGAUGAACGCUUUCGGCUCCGCUUUGGAAAUCCUCACACUCUACGCUCAACGCCCAAUCGUCGAGAAGCAAGAUCGUUAUGCUCUGUACCACCCUAGUGCUGAGGCAUUUGCAUCGAUGCUGACGGACUUGCCGUAUAAAGUAUUGAACGCCAUCGUGUUCAACCUUACCGUCUACUUCAUGGCCAACCUUCGUCGGGAACCCGGUGCCUUCUUCUUCUUCGUCUUUAUCAGCUUCAUCUUGACCUUGACUAUGAGCAUGAUGUUCCGGACCAUCGCUUCGGUUUCAAGGACCCUCUCACAGGCUAUGGCUCCCGCUGCAAUCAUUAUCUUGGCUAUUGUCAUAUUUACUGGUUUCGCAAUUCCUGUCAACUACAUGCUCGGCUGGUGUCGAUGGAUCAAUUAUAUCGACCCCGUUGCAUACGGGUUUGAAGCACUCAUGAUCAAUGAGUUUUCAGGACGCAACUACGUUUGCAGUGAUCGUGUACCAGUCUACGGUAACCUUCAAGAUCAGACUCAAGUGUGCUCUGCUGUUGGAUCAUCUCCAGGAUUGCCCUAUGUUGAAGGCGCGAAUUACAUCAUGUCCGCCUACCAGUACCAGCCAAUCAACAAGUGGCGCAACGUGGGAAUCAUCUUUGCAUUCAUGAUCGGACUCAUGUUCUGCUACCUUGCUGCCACCGAGCUCGUCAGUGCUCAAAAGUCCAAGGGCGAAGUUCUCGUUUUCCGCAUGGGCCACACUCCCGCUUCGCUCAAGGAGAAGAGGUCUGACGAGGAGACUGCUGAUGCUGGUGAUGGCGCUGCUCUGGGAAAGAAAGAAACUCACACUGAGGCUACUGACAUCAUUCAGAAGCAGACAGCGAUCUUCAGCUGGAAAGACGUCUGCUACGAUAUCAAAAUCAAGAGCGAAGAACGUCGUAUUCUCGACCACGUUGAUGGCUGGGUCAAGCCUGGUACUCUCACUGCUUUGAUGGGUGUAUCCGGUGCCGGCAAGACGACUCUUCUCGAUGUUCUCGCCACUCGUGUCACGAUGGGUGUCAUCACUGGCGAUAUGCUGGUCGAUGGCCGCCAACGUGACUCGUCAUUCCAGCGCAAGACCGGAUACGUUCAACAGCAGGAUCUUCAUCUCCAGACCACUACCGUUCGUGAAGCUCUCAACUUCAGCGCACUUCUCCGUCAGCCAAAGCAUGUCUCUCGCAAGGAGAAACUCGAAUAUGUCGACGAAGUCAUCCGACUUUUGGAUAUGGAAGAAUACGCAGAUGCCGUGGUCGGUGUUCCUGGUGAAGGUCUCAACGUUGAACAGCGCAAGCGUUUGACCAUCGGUGUCGAACUUGCUGCCAAACCGGAGCUGCUUCUCUUCUUGGAUGAGCCCACUUCAGGUCUUGACUCUCAGACUUCCUGGGCUAUUUGCGACUUGAUGGAAAAGCUCAAGAACUCCGGACAAGCUAUUCUCUGCACCAUCCACCAGCCUUCAGCCAUGUUGUUCCAGCGUUUCGAUCGACUCCUGUUCCUCGCCAAGGGUGGCCGUACCGUCUACUUUGGCGAGAUUGGAGAAAAUUCUCACGUUCUGUCCUCUUAUUUCGAACGCAACGGCAGCCAUGCUUGCCCCAAUGAUGCCAACCCUGCCGAAUGGAUGUUGGAAGUCAUUGGAGCCGCACCGGGAACCUCCACCGACAAAGACUGGCACCAAAUCUGGCGCGACAGUCCCGAAUACCAAGACGUUCACAAAGAACUCGAACGCCUCAAGCAAGAGCGUCCUGAAAAAACCGAGCCCUCGGCUAGCCCCAACGACAAGGAGAGUUACCGCGAAUUUGCCGCGCCGUUUGGUACUCAGCUGUGGGAGGUCACGAUCCGAGUCUUCCAACAAUACUGGCGCACACCCUCGUACAUCUACUCGAAAUUCGCUCUCUGUCUGCUCUCGUCCCUCUUCAUCGGCUUCAUCUUCUACAAAUCCCCGCUUACGCACCAGGGAUUGCAGAACCAGAUGUUGUCCAUCUUCAUGACCUUCACGAUCUUCGGUCAGCUGGUCCAACAGAUCAUGCCGCACUUCGUCACCCAACGAUCCCUCUACGAAGUCCGCGAGCGUCCCUCUAAGACUUACUCCUGGAAGGCUUUCAUGAUCUCCAACAUCGUUGUCGAACUGCCCUGGAACAGCCUGAUGGCCGUCAUCAUGUUCUUCUGCUACUACUACCCCGUCGGCCUGUACAACAACGCCAUCCCCAGCGGCGCCAUCGCCGAGCGCGGAGCACUGUUCUUCCUCUUCAUGUGGCAAUUCCUGCUCUUCACCUCAACCUUCACCAACAUGGUCAUCGCAGGCAUCGACACCGCCGAAAACGGUGGAAAUAUCGCCAACCUGAUGUUCACCCUUACCCUCAUCUUCUGCGGUGUCCUCGCCACCGCGCAAUCCCUCCCGGGCUUCUGGAUCUUCAUGUACCGCCUCAGCCCCUUCACCUACUUCGUCGGCGGCUUCCUCGCCACCGGCCUGGCCAACACCAAGACCUACUGCGCCGACAACGAAUUCGUCUCCUUCCGCCCCGCCAACGGCGCCACCUGUCGCGACUACAUGCAGCCGUACAUGUCCGUCGCGGGCGGAUACCUUCAGGAUCCGAACAACACCGACAUGUGCUCCUACUGCACUUAUGACGACACGAAUGUUUUCCUGGCGCAGUUGGGUAUCUCGUAUGGUGACCGCUGGAGGAACUUUGGCAUCAUUUGGGCGUACAUUAUUUUCAACGUCUUCGCCGCCGUGGCGUUGUAUUGGCUUGUGAGGAUGCCGAAAGGCGGGAAGAAGAAGGACGAGGCGGAUAAGAAGGAGGAGAAGAAGAACAAGGGAGAGAAAGAUGUGGAGAAUAAUUGA
Dissoconium aciculare CBS 342.82 is the source of this 4605-nucleotide messenger RNA. RefSeq names its product ATP-binding cassette multidrug transporter. Lineage: Eukaryota; Fungi; Ascomycota; Dothideomycetes; Mycosphaerellales; Dissoconiaceae. The record is from RefSeq and is a predicted model, not a curated record. Gene Ontology annotation, molecular function: ATP hydrolysis activity; ATP binding; ABC-type transporter activity. Bases 1 to 4605 code for a protein of 1534 amino acids. Gene Ontology annotation, cellular component: membrane. The transcript has a single exon. Gene Ontology annotation, biological process: transmembrane transport.